Messenger RNA from Zingiber officinale, 996 nucleotides. Its product is annotated as VQ motif-containing protein 19-like. Lineage: Eukaryota; Viridiplantae; Streptophyta; Magnoliopsida; Zingiberales; Zingiberaceae. The coding region runs from base 179 to 913 and encodes 244 amino acids. The transcript has a single exon. The record is from RefSeq and is a predicted model, not a curated record.
GCCUUCCUCUUCCCUUUCCCUUCUCAAAUCUUUUCUUCAUGUUCACGUUUGGACCUAACGUUUAGCUCUUUACCACUGACUUUUCCUGACGUGAAGGGAGAAUGGAUGACUCUGAGCUACCAAGUCAAUUAGAUCUCUGAUCUGUUUUUUUUUUUUUUUUGACUUCGUCAGUCUGCAGAUGACUAGAUUCCUGGCACAGCAGUGGCUGGAAACUACUGAGCAAAUUCCAGGAACCAUGCCGCAUAAAUUAACAAACAGAUCCCUAAGGAAUUGCCAACCGGCAACCUCCUCUGUUCUCCUUUCCCUUCGCUUCAAGCUUUCACGGCCAUCAGUGGUCAUGGAAACACUUCCCACCUCCCCCAGCUCCGCCACCAGCGGCAGCUGCAUCAGCAUCAGCAUCAACGGUGGAGGAACGCCAAAAUCCAUCGAUUCUAGCUCGUCCCCCACCACUUUCGUCCAGGCCGACUGUUCCUCCUUCAAGAAAGUGGUCCAGAUGCUCACCGGCGGUACCUCCUUCGGAGCCGCGCCUCCCACCAACGCGCCACUGCCGCCGCCUCGGAGUAAAGUUCCAGGUACCGGCCCCAAAAGGAAAUCUUUCAAGUUAUACGAACGGCGAGAGAGCCUCAAGAACCUCAAGAUGAAGAACCUCACGAUGACCUUGCACAAGGCGACCGUAUCGCGGCUGCCGCCAAGGAAUCAACCGUCUCCGAGCUCGCUGGACUUUCCUGACAUGUAUCUGAGCCCCAUCACGCCGCUGGUCGCCGACCCCUUCUGCCCUCGUUGGACAUCAGCCGAGCAGGACUGCGACAUCGCCGAGAGAGGGUUCUACUUGCGGCCGUCGCCGAGGGAGGCAGAGCCGCCGAAGCUGCUGCCGCUUUUUCCUCUGACGUCUCCGAAGAUGUCCUCUGCAUGAUCGUUGCAAGUGAACUCAAAGACUCUGUAUGCCAUGCUCUUCGCGGUGUAAAAUUCGAGCUUUAUAUAUAUCUGUUCUGUGUA